AUGAUAACUAAAGCAAGAAUUGAAUUGAUAGCCACAACCACCUCGACAACUUCAACAACAGCCACGACAACAACAGCAACAUCGACAACGACAACAACUUCAACAACAACAACAACAACAACAUCGUCUACAACAACAACAACAUCAACAACAACAACUUCAACAACGACAACAACAACAACCUCAACAACCACAACAACAACAACAUCGACAACAACAACAGCAACAUCAUCAACUACAACAACAAGUUCGACAACAUCCACGACAACCUCAACAACAUCCACGACAACUACAACAACAACCUCGACGUCAGCUACAACUUCAACAACCACCACAAUACAAAUGCCUGGAUGGGCGCUUACUGGAAGUACCAGUUAUGAUCGAUAUUAUCACACAACAUCUGUCUUGACUAAUGGAAAGGUUUUGCUUGCCGGUGGAUAUUCUUCAUCUCUUGCUGACUUAAAUAUUGCUGAGUUGUAUGAUCCAGCAACAUGGAUAUGGACAAUUACUGGAAGUAUGAGUUAUACUCGAUAUGUUCACACAGCAUCUGUAUUAACAAAUGGAAAAGUAUUAGUUGCAGGUGGAUAUUCUAGUACUAGUGGUUAUUUAAAUAGUGCUGAGUUGUAUGAUCCAUCCACAGGAACGUGGACAAUCACCGGGAGUAUGACCUAUGCUCGAUAUCUUCAUGUAGCGUCACUGUUAACAAAUGGCAAAGUGUUAGUCGCUGGUGGAUAUGGCAAUGGACUUUAUUUAAAUAGUGCUGAGUUGUAUGAUCCAUCAACAGGCGUUUGGACACUUACGGGAAGCAUGAGUGAUACUCGAUAUUUUCCUACAGCAUCUAUGUUAGCCAGUGGAAAAGUAUUAGUCGCAGGUGGAUAUUCUGCCACUGGUACUUAUUUAAAUACUGCUGAGUUGUAUAAUCCGUCCACAGGCUUGUGGACACUUACGGGUAGUAUGAGUUAUGCUCGAUAUAUUCACACAGCAUCUGUCUUAGCAAAUGGAAAAGUUUUAGUCGCUGGUGGAUAUAAUGGAGGUGGUCUGAAUACUGCUGAAUUGUAUGAUCCAUCGACAGGAAUGUGGACAGUCACUGGAAGUAUGAGUUAUGGUCGAUAUUAUCACACAUUAUCCGUUUUAAACAGUGGUAUAGUAUUAGUCUCUGCUGGAUAUAAUGUCGCUGGUACUAUUUUAAAUAGUGCUGAAUUCUAUAAUUCAUCAACAGGUGCGUGGACAAUCACUAGUAGUUUGAAUUAUGCUCGAUAUAUUCACACAGCAUGCGUGUUAACGAAUGGAAAAGUAUUAGUUGCAGGUGGAGUCGGAAUUAGCUCUUCGGAACUGUACCAACCAUAA
Rotaria sp. Silwood1 is the source of this 1347-nucleotide messenger RNA. NCBI's taxonomy places the organism in Eukaryota, Metazoa, Rotifera, Eurotatoria, Philodinida, Philodinidae. The record is from the annotation of a GenBank genome assembly.